Caenorhabditis sp. 36 PRJEB53466 is the source of this 677-nucleotide messenger RNA. The record is from the annotation of a GenBank genome assembly. Lineage: Eukaryota; Metazoa; Nematoda; Chromadorea; Rhabditida; Rhabditidae.
AUGACGUCGAAAAACAGGGCUCGUAGCCAGAUGGCCAAGAGAGCUCCACGCGAUGCGAACGGCCGUUUCACGCCGCGCACCACCAAGACUGUCCGUCGCGUCGUCAAGGAUCGCAGUCGUUCCAGUUCUCGCUCCGCGUCUUCCGGAUCCAGCACGAGAAGCCGCAGCCGCAGUCGGCGCCGUCCGAAGACCCGUCGUGCCGUGUCGAGAAGCCGUCGCAGCUCUUCUCUCCACACCGCCCGUUCUCCGAGGUGAGCUGAGUAAACAAAAAGCUGCGAGACUCAUCGUACACACCACAACUUUCAGUCCCAAGUCGUCGCGCUCGUCCAGACGCUCUGUCUCCGCCGCUCGGGACCGUUCAAGUUCUCGCCGUUCCGCCCGUUCGGCCAAGAAACGCUCGACUCCUCGCCGCUCGGUCUCCAAACGUUCGCGCUCUUCUUCGUCGAGUCGCUCGGCUUCCCGCUCCCGCUCGAGCUCGCGACGUUCGAAGAAAGCGUCGAAGAGCAACAAGCGUUCGGUUCGGUUAGUCUCCACUUUUUAUCGAUUUUUAUUUGAAUUUUCAGCGAAUCGGGUGCCCACAAAAGCAGCGGACGUCGCGGCCGAUCGUCGCAUUGCGGUUGAAGUUUCCCGCAGAGUUAUUUGAGCUCAAUAAAGAUCCGGUGGCGCUUUUUCCUUAA